AUGCGCUUCUUCGGUCUGAUUUUGCUGGGAUGCCUAUUCAUCGCCUCAGUUUGUGGAGUGCCCACCGCUCUUGUAAAGAGAGAAGCUCCAUUACAGACUUAUGGAGCCCCAUCUUCGAGUUAUGGUGCUCCUAGCGAUACAUAUGGUGCCCCAUCUCCACCAUCAAGUAGCUAUGGUACUCCUUUUGGAAGUGGUGGUCAUUCCUCUAGUAGUUCAGGACUCUCUAAUUCAUAUGGAGCACCCGCCCCUUCAUAUGGAGCACCAUCUUCUUCAUACGGAGCACCGUCUUCUUCAUACGAAGCGCCAUCUUCUUCAUACGGGGCACCAGCUGCCCAAUAUGGACCUCCAGCCCCUUCUUACGGUCCACCUGCUGCCGCCCCAGCUCCUCAAUAUGGCCCUCCGGCUCCUGAGUAUGGACCCCCAAAGCCUUCUGGAUCUUGGCAAAAGAAAAUGUCGUGGAAGUCUGAAUGGGUUAAAAUUUGGAAAACUGAAACCAAAAUGACUUGGAAGAAAGAAUGGAAAAAAGUGAAGGUACCAGCAUGGAAAGAAGUUCAAGUGCCAGCUUGGAAAGAAGUUCAAGUACCUGUUUGGAAGAAGGUCCAAAAGCCCGAAUGGAAAGAAAUUCAAGUUCCUGCUUGGAAAGAAAUUAAAGUAUCUGAAUGGAAAAAAGUAUGGAAACCAGAAUGGAAGAAUGUUCAAACUUCAGAAUGGAAAGAAAUUCAAGUGCCUGAAUGGAAAAAAGUCUAUAAACCAGAAUGGGUGAAAAUUGGAAUUCCCGGAGAAAAGCAUCUUGGUACUGACGCAAAUGGUUGGCAAUAUACUAGUCACGAUCUUUGGAAAAAGAAGCUGAUUUGGAAACCAGUUUGGAAGAAAAUUUGGAAAACUGAAAAGAAGCAAGUGUGGAAGAAUGAAAAGAAACUUGUAUGGAAAGAAGAUUGGCAGAAAGUUUGGAAAACUGAGAAAAAACAAGUAUGGAAUACUGAAAAGAAAUUAAUAUGGAAAGAACAGUCUGUCCAGGCUACUGAAACUCAUAAGAAACAAAUUUGGGUUACGGAGAAAAAGGAGAUCUGGAAAGAAGAAUGGAAGAGCCGAUGGGUACCAGAAAAAAAAGAAGUUAAAGUGCCAGCAUGGAAACAAAUUUGGAAACCCGUUUGGGAAAAAGUGUGGGUGCCAGAUAACAGCCAUCAUGAAGAAAAUCAUGAUCAAGGUUACAAAUACUAA
This is a messenger RNA of Trichogramma pretiosum, 1221 nucleotides long. RefSeq lists its product as uncharacterized. The coding region runs from base 1 to 1221 and encodes 406 amino acids. The transcript is spliced from 4 exons. NCBI's taxonomy places the organism in Eukaryota, Metazoa, Arthropoda, Insecta, Hymenoptera, Trichogrammatidae. The record is from RefSeq and is a predicted model, not a curated record.